AGCAUCAAUAUAAAUACAAAAUGUCCUGUUGGUUUGUUCAAAUCCAUAUCAUUUAAAUUGUGAAGUAUUUUCUUGGUGCUGCUUUGUUUACAAUAUUUCCAGCAAAUGUAGGGAACUGUGGCUGGGGUAGCAGAGUGCUCUAGCCUUAAGCUAUUACCCCCUUUUCCCCAAAACACCAAAUUUGUAAGAAAAUUUCAAAUAUUUCUGCUCUGUCAGAAAUUUUAGUCAAUUUUUACAGUUAGCAUUUAGCUUCAGGUUUCUCUUCAAAAUUCUAAUUAAGUAUCAAGGCAAUAAAUUCUUCUGUGCUCACAGUUAUGUUUAAAGCAAGCUGGGUAUUAAAUUGAUUCCUAGACUAGAUUGUUAAGUAAUAGGAAAUCAUGCUUAGGUGUAAAUUGAUUUAAUGAUAGUUAACACAUCAUUUAAAUGCUUCCUCCCCACCUAAAGAGAUAUUUUUAUUGCCUUCAUUUUUGCAAUGAGUAAUGCAUUGAGUGGGUGUGUUAAUCUGAUGAUGAAAGAUUCAUGUUGAGCAAUAAUAAAAGAGGAGGCUCUAGCAUUUUGGUUAGUUUUCUCAUAGAAGCAAGAUGGAAAUGCAGCCUUGUAGUUUUGGGACUUUAUUAGAUGAUUUGUGCCACAAAAAAUCUUUCACAAGAAGAGUGCAUUUAACUCUUUUAUCUGACUUACCAAGAGAACAUCAAGAGGUACUUCUAUGGAGAAGCAGGUUGAACCAACUAGAUGAUGGUGGAAAUAUUUGCAAACACCACGAAAUGAUGUUUGGACAAGUAUUUGAAAGAAAGUCCAUAAACUGUUGUGAUCCAUUUAAGCGACACAAAAAGAAAAACAAAGGUAGCCUCAAAAUAUCCCUCCAGUUUGCAAAAGAUUUAAAAGAAAGGGGGUUCAAUGUUUUGCCUGGGUGGAAGCUUUGCAGGAACUGCUACCAGCAAAUACUUAAAUAUGAUGAUAAAAGCCAGUCUGAAACCUCACAUAUGAUUGAUGAAGAAGAAAAGGAAGAGGAUGUAGAAAUCAAUGAUGCUGAAAUUUCUAGAGAUAUUGUAAAUACCAGUCUGGAACUAUGUGGUGUUUCACAGAUAAAGUUUCAUGGCAUCGAGAAACGAAGGAGAGUAUCGUUUGCAAAGGAAAAGCUUAACAGAGUGUUCAGGGCACAAGAAACUGAAACAGCAAAUGCUAUUGGUGUUGAUGUUCAAGAUUUAGAGCAAACCUGUAGCACACAACAGUCAAAUACAUUACUUGAAGGUAAAGCUGAAAAUUUUGACAAGCUCAUGUACCUUUUGAAAGAAAAGUUAAAUGUUUCAUCCUACAGAGAGAAACUUAAAAUUCUUACUCUGGUGCCCGAAUCUUGGUCAAGAAAAGAUGCUGCAAGAUUCUUUGGUGUUUCAGAGUAUCUUAUCCGAACUGCCCGUUCAUUGAAAGAAACAAAGGGUAUAUUAGCUGAUCCUGAGCCUAAGAAUGGAAAAUCCAUUGAAGUCUAUGUAGAGGAAGCAGUAGGUCUAUUUUAUGAAGAUGAUGAAUAUACAAGGUUAUUACCAGGAAAGAAGGAUUUUGUCAGUGUAGGAAGAAACAAGCAUGUGCAAAAGCGAUUAUUGCUUUGUAACCUCAAGGAACUUUAUAUUGCCUUUAAACAAAGAAAUUCACAUAUGAAAAUAGGUUUUUCCAAGUUUUGUAGUCUGCGUCCAAAAUGGUGUGUACCUGUUGGAACUCCUGGUUCUCAUGCUGUUUGUGUCUGCACAUAUCAUCAAAAUGCAAUCUUGUUAGCUAGUGCUUUAGGCGUUAGUCAUACAUACAAGGAUUUGAUGAAGAUGAUUGUAUGUGAUAUUGAAAACAGUGAAUGCAUGAUACAUCGCUGCCCAGAGUGCCCUGGAACAAAGCCACUUCAGGAAUUCAUAACUGCAGAAUUGGCGAGACAAGAAAUUGAUGAAAUAGAGUACAGUCAGUGGCAAAGCACUGAUCGACCAACUCUGAUAACAGUAAAAGCUAGCACUGACAGUUUUCUAGACACUCUUGUUGACAAAAUAAAUUAUUUGACAAUCCAUUCAUUUGUUGCCAAAUGCCAGAGUAGGUUUUACAAGAGUUGCAAAGAAAAUCUUUCACCAACAAGCUGUAUCGUUGUUCUUGAUUUUGCAGAAAAUUACAAAUUUGUUGUUCAAGAUGAGGUGAAGAGCUUUCAUUGGAACAAUCAACAGUGUACCUUGCACCCUGUUAUCAUCUAUCAUAAAGAUAGUUUUGACCAGCUUAAGGAGAUGUCUCUUUGGGUUUUGUCAGAUGACAUAAAUCACGAUACCCCAUUCGUCCACAAAGUUCAGCAGAUAACUACAGAGUACGUCAAGUUAAAGCUUCCACAUAUCAAAGAAAUGCAUUACUUUUCAGAUGGAUGUGGUGGACAAUACAAAAACUUUAAGAAUUUUGUCAAUCUCUGUAAACAUGAAGAUGAUUUUGGUCUGUCUGCAAUAUGGUCUUUUUUUGCAACUUCACACGGGAAAUCCUCAUGUGAUGGGCUUGGAGGUGCAAUCAAAAGAUUAACAGCUAGGGCUAGCCUACAACGGCCUUUAAGCGGCCAGAUACUUAAUGUUACAUCGAUGGUAGAAUUCUGUAAAGAAGCUAUGCCAAAGAUUGAAUUUGCCAUUACAACAAAGGAGGAAAUGGUGGCUGUAAGAAAUUUGCAAAGACAGCGUUAUAUGCUAGGCCAAACUGUACCAGGUACUAGAAGUUACCACCAUUUUAAACCUUUGCAAGAUGGCUUUGGUGUGCACUUUAAACGCCUAAAAAAUACAAUUGUAGCACGUGAAUAUGAUCCAACAGAUGAAGAAGCUAUUUGGGUUAUCCCAGCGGGAGGAUGA
This is a messenger RNA of Rhopilema esculentum, 2852 nucleotides long. The record is from RefSeq and is a predicted model, not a curated record. Lineage: Eukaryota; Metazoa; Cnidaria; Scyphozoa; Rhizostomeae; Rhizostomatidae.